Messenger RNA from Limanda limanda (common dab), 3730 nucleotides. Its product is annotated as toll-like receptor 13. Gene Ontology annotation, biological process: toll-like receptor signaling pathway; inflammatory response; immune response. The record is from RefSeq and is a predicted model, not a curated record. Gene Ontology annotation, cellular component: membrane. Bases 231 to 3116 code for a protein of 961 amino acids. Gene Ontology annotation, molecular function: transmembrane signaling receptor activity; protein binding. The transcript has 4 exons. NCBI's taxonomy places the organism in Eukaryota, Metazoa, Chordata, Actinopteri, Pleuronectiformes, Pleuronectidae.
CAAACACUUCUCUCUUUCACACUGGAUAUUUGACAGAAAGAGAUCUCAUUUUUACCCUCAUUUUUAAUCGACAAUUAAAUUUUUUGGGUGAAGAUAAUUAAGCUACAAGACUGGAUGGUGGAUUUAAGAUGGCUGAUUAAUUUCUUCUUUAUUUGACACAUGUUUUAUCACCAACUGGACUAAGAAGUGGAACUAUUGGACAGACUUCAUUCUGUAAACAAGAUUUAAAAAUGGGUCCUGGAGUGAAAGAGCAUGAAACAGAAACUGGAGGAAGAAAAAAUGUCCGACUCAUCUCUUAUUUCUUUUUGCUGAAUAUCAGCAGUUUGCUCGCUCCAAUCUCAGGAUUUGCAAUGAAGUCCUGCAAAAUCAGUUACAACAUUGCCAUAUGUAAAAAGAUGAAACUCACAGCUGUUCCUCGAGAUAUUCCCUCAGCGGUGAAAGGCUUUGACUUGUCUUCAAACAAGAUUUCAAGAGUACACGUGUCGGAUUUUGAAAAUCUACCAGGUUUGACACAGCUUGACCUCAACCGCAACUCAAUUUCGCUGAUAGACGACGGUGCCUUUGCCAAUCUGAUUUCCCUGAACAAGUUAAAUCUAAAUAAUAACAAACUUUCGGAACUUGGAGCAGAUCUUUUUCACGGUCUGAGCAACCUCACCGAGCUCAGAGUCUCUAGUAACAGCAUCCAAGCUGUGGCAGAGACCACUUUCCAGCCCCUGAAAAGCUUAAAGUUUUUGGACUUUUCUAAAAACAAACUGAAACACAUCACGAAAGUCAAAUCAAUAUUACAGCAUCUGCCAAAUCUGCGAGAACUGUAUCUUAGAAGCAACGGUUUAACCACUUUUUACUCAGAGCAACUGACCAACAGCUCCUUGGUACUUAAAAGCCUCGACUUGUCCCUGAAUCGAAUCACAGAUUUUCGGAUCACUGCAAACGUUUUUCCAAAUCUCACCUGGUUCAACAUCGGUGGAGAUCCUGCAAAGACUGCGAUGAUCUGGGACGUGCGUAACAAGACUUUCUUAAGUCGAGUGUCUACUCUUGAUAUUAGUGGGCUUCGAAUGAAGUUAACUGACAUGGAAACAUUGCUGUGGAUGGUAAACUCCUCACUAACAUCUCUGAGGAUCAAUAAUAUGAAGACAAACCUCCCAGUGCUAGUUCAAACUGCCUGCACUGUCCCAACACUGUCCGUGCUGCAGCUCCGCCGCAACAAAUUCUUUUUUGUUAGUUCAGAUUUGUUCAAGUUGUGCUUCAAUGUAGAAGAGAUCGAUUUAAAAGAGAAUAAGAUCAAAGCCAUCAAAGACGAUGCGUUCAGAUCUCUUCACAGUCUAAAGAUCUUGAGUCUGAGUAACAACAAACUUUCAUCGGUUCCAUGCGCGACAAGGAAUCUAUCAAAUCUGUUAGAGUUGGAUCUCAGCUCCAACAACAUAACCAAACUUGGAUGUGAUGACUUUGCCAAUCAGACAAAGCUAAAACACCUAGACCUUUAUCAGAAUAGAAUCGCAGCUCUCCCAGAAUGCGUUUUCAAGGAUUUAGUACGAUUGCAAGUUCUAAAGUUGCAGAGUAACGGCUUGUCCAAUUUAAAUGGUGCUUUCAAAAGUCCCUUGCCAUAUCUUAAACAACUGCUUUUAAACACAAAUAAACUCACUGCCAUUAAACAUGGGGAAUUCAGCGGCUUGUGGUCCCUCCAGAACUUAUCAUUGCAUGAAAAUCAAAUAUCACAACUUUAUAUUGGGAGUUUCGUUGGAUUGACAAACCUCACACAUCUCCUGCUACAGAGAAAUCUGAUUGAAGAAACCAACGUAAGCAAAGGUGUCUUCAAUGAUCUGAUAAAUUUGAGAAGUUUGGAGCUGAGGGACAAUCACAUUAAAUAUCGCAAUAGUACAUCUUUGCUUCAGGCGCCGUUUUCUCAGCUGUCCCGUCUGGAGAUGUUGGCUAUGCCUACCCAACACGGCAAGGGGGGAUCUCUAUUGCCUCGUAACUUACUGCAAGGUUUGACCAAUCUGUUGGAUUUCAACAUCAGGGACAUUCACCUUUUCUCUUUGCACAAAGACAUGUUUAAUUACACGCCACAGCUGACGAACCUCGACAUCAGCUCUAAUGAACUUCAGGAUCUCUCCCCAGACUGGUUUUCCCAGAUUCCAAACCUUAAAAGCCUUUAUAUUUCCAGAACAAGUCUUACGUCUCUGGAUUAUCUAACAGAUGCCAACCUUACCAAGCUGGAGUUCGUGCAAGCGAGAAAGAAUGAAUAUUCAGUUAUCAGUGAAGAUAUAAUAAACUCCUUGCCAAGUCUAGUUUUUGCAGAUUUCCAAGGGAACGGUUUUACCUGUGACUGUGAUAACGCCUGGUUCAUCCAGUGGAUACAAAACAACAACCAAACUCAGGUUUUUGACGCCUAUAACUUCAAGUGCAACUAUCCAGUGAACCUUAAAGGCAUGAAACUCCUGGACCUUGACAUUCGUCUCUGCUCCGUGGACACCGGGUUCAUCAUGUUUAUCUCCACCACGUGUUCAAUCCUCGUGUUUAUGCUGGCGUCCUUCAUCUACCAUUUCCUGAGGUGGCACCUGGCCUAUGCAUACUACUUCUUCUUGGCUAUGCUCUUCGACACAAAGCAUAAAAACAAGAAACCUCCUAAUCAGUACGACGCCUUCGUCUCCUACAACGCUAAUGACGAGCCCUGGAUCAUGAGAGAGCUGCUGCCCAAACUGGAGGGAGAGCAGGGCUGGAAACUGUGUCUGCACCAUCGAGAUUUCAUGCCAGGUAAACCCAUCGUGGAAAACAUCGUAGACGCCAUCUAUGGAAGCAGGAAGACCAUCUGUGUGAUCAGCCGCAGGUACCUGGAGAGUGAGUGGUGCUCCAGAGAGAUGCAGGUCGCCAGUUUCCGCCUGUUCGAUGAGCAGAAGGACGUUCUGAUCCUCGUCUUCCUGGAGGAGAUUCCCACCGGCGAGCUGUCUCCUUACUACCGCAUGAAGAAACUGCUGAACAAGAUGACCUACCUGAGCUGGCCUCGAGCCGCCGGCCACACCGAGCUGUUCUGGGAGAAGCUGCGACAGGCUCUGAGGACCGGACAGGACCGAGUGGACGAGCACUUCCCCCUCAAUGUGGUGGAUAGUCAGCGAUAGAGUGGAAACUCUCACUGGUUCAGGUUUCCAGCCACUAUAAUUGACUGGUUUGAGUCAUUAAGGCCUCUAAUUAGGCUCUUUUCUAACAAUAAAAAUGGAAUACAUCUAUCCAGAGAGGGGUAUCAUUACUAUUUAUUGCCAAAUAUUGCAUUGAUCAGCAGACUUGAUGAAUUAACGAAUCAGCCAUAAACCUGUGAGCUGUUUAAACCUUAAAAUCUUGUUUUCUACCCCUUGUCUGCAUCUCUUGCUCAGUAGUCUAUAAGUCUGACAGACUGUCUGUUACUGUAUCUCCAAGGCAGCAGAGGAGAGGAAGUGUCGGGGGGGGAAGUCUCUUUUCGUGUUAGUACAGUAUGAUCAUCACUUGACCUAAGAGGAAGUGAGCAAAAUCCCCUCUUCCUGCAGAAGAAUUAAUAAUUGCAAAAAGAUUCGCCUCAGCUCGUGAUGUACUUUGAGGCGAUAGACACAUUUCUGACUAUUUACCAGCAGUAACAAAAUACUUUCAGUCAAGUGUAAAUGUAGAUACUUUUGAGUAAGUCAAUGUUUUCUUGGUACCGUCUGUUUGUGUAAAUGUAUCUGAAAUACAUGUAUUCAUUUACAUAUAAAUCAAAUGUCAA